CAAACGGAGGGUAAAAAAGAAAAAGAAAAAGAAAAAGAACAAAGGAGGGAGAAAAAGAACCAAGCAGACUGGCACAAGCUCCUCCUUCUCCAAUCCAAAUAACUUGAAAUCCGACCCACUUACCUACGAUUCUCUCUUUGCUACAGUAAGCACAAAUCCACCUCCAUUUAUAAGCAAGCAAUGAGCUUGGCGUUCCUCCAGGGCUAUUCUUCCGCUGAAGAAGAAGAAGAAGCCCAAAAUCACCGCCUCCAUUACCAAAACUCAAACUCGUCGGACGACGACGAAGAUGGUGACCAAAGUCACAAACCCAAAUCCGUCUUUGACUUUCCCAAACCUCCCUCCUCUUCCAUUGCCUCUGGCCUUCCUUCUGCAUCUGAUGUCUUCUCCGAGAUUUGUGGACCGCCCGAUUUCCUCAAUAACUGUGUACAAGAAGACGGUUCAACGAGGGAUGACGGUCCCCAGAAAGGGAGGCAUGGUGCCCGCAACGCCAAACUUCGCAAGGACAAGAAAGAUUUACCUGCUGGUGCUGUAGUGGAGUCCAAAGCUCAGUUAGUUGGAAUCCAUGAACGAGUAAGAAGUGAUUUUGCGGGUAACCAACCUCCAACAUCAAUAGUUACAAGCAUGGCUCAAGGUGGCAAGCGUCUGCCAACUGCAACGAAUCCUAGCGCAGAGGAUGCUGCAGAGCUUCUGAGGAUGUGUUUGCAAUGUGGAAUACCCAAGACCUACUCCAAUGGACGGGGAAUGGUCUGCCCAGCUUGCGGUGAUCGUCCUGUAGACACAACCAACGAUUCCAAGAAGAAGGGAUCUACCAUCAAAGAUAAGGAGAAGAGUAAGAGGAUGAAGGGCCAGUCAUCUCAUGGUACAUGGAAAAGUGAAACUGAAAUGCAGCUUCGGCAGCAGUUUGACUAGUAGCAGUUUGUUCAAAUAUUACCUGGAAUAGCAUAACAUCUCGUAGGUUUAUGGUUGUAUUAUCUAGCUGACCCAUUAGUUCAGUUGGCAAACCCAAAGUUCAUCAGGUCGUAUGGGAAGUAUUCUGUGUCUUGGUUUCAUGUCAAAAUGUGUUUAUACACUUUUCUGUUAUCUAUUAGUAGUGGUAACAGGUCCAAUUCAACCAAAAUAGUUAAAAUAGUUCUUACAGAAGCAGUCCUUAACUGCAACGCUAAUUUGGUCGGGAGGAAAGGGGAACCAAGAGGCUGCAGUAGUUGCAAGGGUGCAAGCAGAGAUCUGCAGUUGCAGGUGACUAGCUCCGUGAUGGGAAGCUUUGUUUGCUCACUUUUGGUCACGUUCUCCAUGGCCAGAGUAGCUUGGCUUUUUUCACCAUGCAAGCUUUAUCUUCAGACUCUGUGGCAGCCAAACCUUGAGAGAGGCUGUGCCUUUGAUACGCUGAGGCCUCAAACCAGUUGGUUCUGUCCUCCAGACUAAAACACGGACAUGGCAGUCGGGCCGAGAACAAUAAAACACUUGCUUGAUCAUCAUCCUAGCACCAUAGAAAAUUUGCUCCGUAAAUGAGGCAGGAUGAAUCCUGGGUAGUGAAGAAGAGUCAUGUGGCAUAACAGGGAAGAUUUUUAAACAAUAUAAGAAAAUAGAAUAAAUUUAUUAAAUUUCAUUCAA
Molecule: messenger RNA, 1611 nt
Organism: Prunus mume (Japanese apricot)
Lineage: Eukaryota; Viridiplantae; Streptophyta; Magnoliopsida; Rosales; Rosaceae
Product: plant/protein
Source: RefSeq, a predicted model, not a curated record